Lottia gigantea (owl limpet) is the source of this 1110-nucleotide messenger RNA. RefSeq lists its product as hypothetical. The record is from RefSeq and is a predicted model, not a curated record. The transcript is spliced from 4 exons. Lineage: Eukaryota; Metazoa; Mollusca; Gastropoda; Lottiidae. Bases 1 to 1110 code for a protein of 369 amino acids.
AUGGAAAACCAGUCUUCAUCCGAGAGAAGUUCCAGAUUUAUUCAAACAUUAUGGCUAACUUAUGCUUUUUCCUUGAUUGGAUUUAAUAAUGGUAUAUUGGGACCGGCGUUACUGGACCUACAGUUCCUGGUAAAGGUCAAUCUAGAUACUAUCAGUAAUCUGUUUAUUGUGUCAGGGGUCGGCUUUAUUAUUGGUACUAUAACAGCGAUGGUACUGAAAAAAUACGUGGAUACAGAAUUAUUUCUAGGUCUCUCUGUGUUAUUUGGCAGUGUUAUUAAUAUUAUAUUACCAGUUGUACCUGUCUAUGCAUAUGUCGUCAUCAUGACACUGCUUCAAGGGAUAUUUAAAGGUCUUAUUGAUUUUUGUGUUUUGAUAAUGUGUAAUGUUAUUUGGAAGGAUAAUAAGAGUUUCGCAUUUCAAUUUGUUUGUAUAGGAGCUGGAAUAUCAUCCUUUAUAGUACCAUUUAUAGCUAAACCCUUUCUAUCAGAGACACAUUUUAAACACAGUACUGACAGUGAUAUGUAUACCGAAUCGUUCGGCGAUCUUUUGACAGAAUUCGGUGUUAUAAGCGACUUUCAUUACACAAAAAGUACUAUGGCAAUAAUGACUUCAAUGUACUGGGGCUCGUUUGUGUUCGGUAGAAUUAUGAACUUAAUAUUUUCAAAGUAUAUUAAUCUGUUUGUGGUACUGACCGUGAAUUUGGCUGGACUGUUGUGUGCUACGACCAUGCUAGUUUUGGCAACAGUAAGCCGACCGAUACUCUUCUGGAUUGGAACUGUGCUUAUCGGAUUGUUUUCGUCGUCGUUGUUGCCCACUGCAUUAGUUUGGAGUGAUAAAUACGUUCCUGUGAGUGGUUUUACUAUAACGACCACUCUGAUAGCGUCUGGUAUGGGGGAGAUCGUGGUGCCGCGUAUUGGUGGAGCAGUUUUCGACACGGAAGGCCCUCCUUCGUUGAUGAUCAUGAUGCUCGUUGCAGCACUAUUUGAAAUUGCUUUCUUUAUCGGAUUAGCUCUGGUAGGAAAUGCGUUAGUGAUUAAAAGUCCACCUUCUGAAGACGAACAAUCAAAACAGAUUGUGAAAGAAAACCACAACCGUUUUUUACAAGGAUAA